CUGUUACCGAAUGGCGACUUUGAGCAGGGGCCGGAUGAGUCCCAGAUGAACAACACCAGGGUGAUGAGUCCCAACGCCAUACCGCACUGGGAGAUAUCGGGGUUCGUGGAGUACAUCGGGUCCGGCCACACGCAGGACGACAUGAUCCUGCCGGUGCCGGAAGGCGACAGCGCCGUGCGGCUGGGCAACGACGCAACCAUCCGGCAGGAGCUCUGCGUGACCCGGCAGACCUACUACUCCAUCACCUUCACCGCCGCGCGGUCGUGCGCCCAGGCCGAGGCGCUGAACGUGUCGGUCACCCCGGACUCCGGCGUCCUCCCCAUCCAGACCGUGUACACCAGCAGCGGCUGGGACUCCUACUCCUGGGCCUUCAAGGCCAAGCACAGCACCGUGUGGCUCUCCAUCCACAACCCCGGCUACGAGGAGAACCCGGCGUGCGGACCCCUCGUCGACUUCAUCGCCAUCAAGGCCCUCCACCCUCCCCGUCACAUCCCGGGCAACAUGUUGAGGAACGGGGACUUCGAGGAGGGCCCGUACAUCUUCCCGGCCGUGCCGUGGGGCGUGCUGGUGCCGCCCAUGUCGGAGGACCUCUACUCGCCGCUGCCGGGGUGGACGGUCCUGUCGGACACCAAGGUGGUCAAGUACGUGGACGCGGCGCACCACGCGGUGCCGCGCGGCGCGCGCGCCGUGGAGCUGGUGGCCGGCAGGGAGUGCGCGCUGGCGCAGGAGGCGCGUACCGUGCCGGGGCGGCCCUACAGGCUCUCCUUCUCCGUCGGCGACGGGGCCAACGGGUGCGAGGGGCCCCUGGGCGUGGACGUGUACGCCGGGCAGGCGGGGACGGCGGCGAAGGUGUCGUACGAGUCCCGCGGCACGGGCGGGCACAGGCGCGUCGAGCUGGACUUCGAGGCGGCCGAGGGCCUGACGACGCGCGUGGUGUUCCACAGCUCCAACUACCACAUGAAGCCCGACGGGACGCUGUGCGGCCCGGUCGUCGACGAUGUCUCGCUCGUGCCCGUGCACAGGCACGCUGCCCGCCGGCUGCGCAUGUAGGUAGGGCGCGUCCCAAUCAACGGUCUUGUCGAAGCAUCCCGUAGGCCGUAGUGCUCCCGUGAGGUUGCUUUUUUUUAACGAACAACAACAUUCGACGAGUGUAUUUCUAUUAAUAU
Messenger RNA from Panicum virgatum (switchgrass), 1166 nucleotides. RefSeq lists its product as uncharacterized. Lineage: Eukaryota; Viridiplantae; Streptophyta; Magnoliopsida; Poales; Poaceae. Bases 46 to 1050 code for a protein of 334 amino acids. The transcript has 2 exons. The record is from RefSeq and is a predicted model, not a curated record.